This is a messenger RNA of Umbelopsis ramanniana AG, 1837 nucleotides long. RefSeq lists its product as uncharacterized. Gene Ontology annotation, molecular function: oxidoreductase activity. Gene Ontology annotation, biological process: carotenoid biosynthetic process. The transcript has 2 exons. NCBI's taxonomy places the organism in Eukaryota, Fungi, Mucoromycota, Umbelopsidomycetes, Umbelopsidales, Umbelopsidaceae. The record is from RefSeq and is a predicted model, not a curated record. Bases 1 to 1695 code for a protein of 564 amino acids.
AUGACGUCUCAAAAACACAUUGUCAUUAUUGGUGCAGGCGUAGGCGGAACUGCCACUGCUGCAAGGCUUGCUAAACAAGGCUUUCGAGUCACUGUAGUUGAAAAAAACGAUUUCUCUGGCGGUCGUUGCUCAUUAAUACACCACGAAGGUCACCGCUUUGACCAAGGCCCAUCUCUGUAUUUGAUGCCCAAGAUCUUCAAAGAAGCCUUCGCUGAUCUCGAUGAAAAGAUUGAAGACCAUAUUGAUCUACUAAAGUGCGAAAACAACUACAAGGUCCACUUUUAUGACGGCGAUUCUAUCCACCUGACGUCCGAUCUUGUCCGCAUGAAGAACGAGAUCGAGCGAUACGAAGGCGAAGGGGAAAAACCGUUUCUCAAUUAUCUCAAGUUCUUAUCUGAAUCCCAUAUACAUUAUGAAAGGUCCCUUAUUAUGGCAUUAAAGCGCAAUUUUGAAGCUUGGUACGAAAUGUUCCAGCCCAAGUACGCUCCUGAGGUUUUCCAUCUUCAUCUUUUCCACAAGGUUUAUUCAAGAGCUGCAAAAUACUUUAAAAGUAAGAAAAUGAGGAUGGCAUUUACGUUUCAGAGCAUGUAUAUGGGAAUGUCACCUUUCGAUGCUCCGGCUACAUACAAUCUACUUCAAUAUACUGAAUUUGCCGAAGGUAUCUGGUACCCACGUGGAGGUUUCAACAAGGUCGUUCAAAGCUUAGAACAAAUCGCCACUCAAAAAUAUGGUGCCAGCUUCAUAUAUAACGCUCCAGUGUCCAAGAUAAAUGUCGAUUUACAAUCAAAGAUCACGACAGGUGUUACCUUGGAAAAUGGCGAGAUCAUUCAAGCCGAUGCUGUGGUUUGUAAUGCUGACCUAAUCUAUGCCUACAACCACCUUUUACCUCCUUGUUCUUGGUCAAAGCGUGUGGGAGAAUCCAAACUCACAUCGUCCUCUAUAUCUUUCUACUGGUCAAUGGAUCGAAUUAUCCCGCAAUUGGAUGUGCAUAAUAUAUUCUUGGCCAAUGCCUAUCAAGAGAGCUUUGAUGAGAUCUUUAAGCACCACAGUCUACCCUCCGAGCCAUCUUUCUAUGUGAAUGUCCCAAGUCGUAUAGACCCUUCGGCCGCUCCAGAAGGAAAGGAUUCUGUCAUUGUAUUAGUACCCAUAGGUCAUAUUGUUCCUGGGAAAGCAAAAGACUACGAUCAAAUGGUGUCCAAAGCGCGUCAAAUGGUACUAGAUGUUCUGAAGGCUAGGUUAGGAUAUGACAUUUCACGGUAUAUUGCUCACGAAGACUUCAAUCACCCGGUUAAAUGGCAGCAAAAGUUCAAUCUUUGGCGUGGCUCCAUUCUUGGUCUGUCCCAUGAUGUUUUCCAAGUUCUUUGGUUCCGGCCCUCCACUAAAGACUCCACGGGUCGCUUUGAUAACCUGUUCUUCGUAGGUGCCUCAACCCAUCCCGGAACAGGUGUACCUAUUGUUCUUUGUGGAUCCAAGCUCACUGCUGAUCAAGUCACCAAGCACUUUGGAUAUAAAACUAUCAAGUCUACAAAACCCCGCCCUAUCCAUUUGCAAGAGUUUGAUACUUCGAAAGUAUGGUACUACGCCGCCUUUUUGUUCGUCCUAAUAUGUUCCUUAUUCUACGGCUUCCCGCAAGAGAAUGGUACGGCUGCUUCUUUCAUCAACGGACAUUUACCCCGAAGCUUCAGAGUUCAGUAGGUGAAAAUGAAAAAUCUAAUUCCAACCGUGGCGAUCGUUUAGAGUGGCUUAGCUAUGGAAACUGAGAAACACAAAAUUAUUAUGAGUUACCGACCACCCACAAUAAAAAUUUGGCAGUGUUGACACCGUUAUUUUUCUUUUU